AGAAAAUUAUUUCGUGGGGUGUUUCCUUAUAAUAUACUGUACUUCCAAGUCCGCCUUGAAGAAAGAAGAGAAAAGGGGGAGAGAGAGAAAGAAAAAGGUGGACGUGACGCUGAUUUUUUGGUUUUUCCUGCCCUUUAAAGACCUCGCGACGGAUCCUGACAAGGAGGAGUUGCUUUGAGGGAAAGGGGUGGAAAAAGAGGGGACCAUUCCUUGCUUCUCUGGAGAAGAUUGGCUUCGAGGAGGAAGAAAAGGAGGAAAAUGAGGAAGGAGAGGAGGGAGAGGAAUGCAAAGCAACAUCCUCUUUCUCCGGCUUCCUGGCUGGAUCUGUGAAGAGUGAAGGGGAAGUGCCUUCCAGGAUCUUCCGGAGAUGCGUCCAAAGGGGUGAAGGUGGGUCAAAAAGGAGGGGAAUCAACAAACCAGCCCCGAAGGAGUCAACCAACCAACCAAGAUGUUCCUGACCUGAUCCUCGCCAUGGAUUACAAAGGAGACUUCCAAGCCGGCUUGCAAGAGAUCGACGGGAUCCCCCUGGGCUACCUGCAGGUCGAAGGCACCCGGAUGUUCGCCUUGCCCCAAGUCCUGAGCCUCCUCUUCCAAGGCGUGCCCAAGGCCGCCCUCCGCAAAGCCAUGUCAGGCCUCCAGAUCCGGAGCCGUCGCUGCGACUUGCGGGAGCUGCGCACCCUCAAGGCCAUCCAGUCGGUCCCCAGCCGCGCCGUCAAGUGCUCACUCAUCUCCAAAGCCGACUUGGAAGCCCUCCGGCGGUGCUGCCGGGCUGUGGCUCCCCGGAGGAUGAGGAAGAGGAAAAGGAAGAGCAAACGGAGGGAUGCCGGGCACAGCAAAGCGCUCUUCCCCCCCGACAGCAGCUUCCGAAAGACUCCCUAUUGCAAAGUCGCUCCUCCGGCGGGGAAAAGUCACUCCUACAACCUAACCAACGUCUUGGACUUGCAGCUCCUCAGAGGUCAAGUUUUGUCCAAAAACCCCGACGUGACUCGCCCCAAACGCCCUUCUUGCGGGUGUUUGGCCAAAAAGCCUCGCUUGUCCGGCUCCAGCGACUCUGAUUCCUCCAGUUUGGCGACAACUAGCGAUUCCUCCGAGGAUGAAGAAGACGAGGAGGAGGAAGAGGAGGAUUCGACGUGUAGUAGCACCACCAGCAGCGAUUGCGAAGAGGACGAGGAAGAGGAAGGCUCCUCAUCGGGAUCGGAGAGCAGCUCGCUUUGCAGCGGGGAUUCCGUCCAAAGCACUCGCUAUAGACAAGCUGCGUUGGCGCCCCGCAUCGCUCCACAAGCCCCUCCCGUCCCCUCGGGGCCGGCUUUGCUCCCCAAAGCCUUGCGACCCGAGCCCGGCCUCCUCUUUUGGGCCAGGACGCUGCGCGCUUCCUCUUUGGCCACUUGCAAAGAGACGGAGCUUCGCCCCAAGCAGGACUCCAAAAUCCCCUCCCCGUCGCAGAGCCCUCCAAAGGACAAGCCCCCCACUGCAGAGGCUUCUCCCCCCGGAGGCCCCGACAGCAGGGAGACCCAGUUCGACCGCUUGAUCCGCCAGUCCAAGCUCUGGUGCUACGCCAAAGGCUUCAACGUCGACGGGAAGGCUCUGCGGCGCAGCGAGCAAGGCAAAGCCAAGCAAGAGAAGGCUCCCAAAGCCAAGCGGAAAGGGAGACCGCGGAAGAAAGAGGCCGGGAAGAAAGGCGCCCCGCGUUGCUCCAACCCUCCCAGGCCGGCCUUCACCCUCCUGGGCACCUUCCCCUGCACGCCCGCUUUGAUCGUCGGCUCCGACGGGGAUUUGUGCCCGGCUUCCUCGCUCUGCGUCAAGGACUCCGCCGCCCCCGGCAAGACGCACCCGCUCUGGGCCUGGCAGAUGGGCGGGCACGCCAUCCCCGUGCCCCCCAGCCUCAAAUUCCGGGCCUACCCUGCUAGGAUGAGCCCGGGGGAGAAUGGAUGAGGCAACAGGUUGGGCUUUGUUUGGGGGGGGGGGGAGGACUGAGCACAGAAGAGGGAAGGACGCCUCAAGUCAGCUACUUGCUUCCAGUGGCCUUGACUCUCAAGUAAGUUUUAUCCAGGUUGAAACCACAUCUACAUUUGUAUUGUCGAAGGCUUUCAUGGCCACAUCUACAUUGAUCUUUAAUGCUGGGUAUAGGAGUCCUAUAGGUGGAGGCCUCCAGGGCGAGGACACAAACCCCACCUGGCUAGGUUUUGUUGGUGUCUGUUGACUUGCAGCUUUGAACCUAACACGAUGGACCCUUCCACACAGGCACAUCACCCUACAUAUCAAGGCAGAAAAUCCCACAAUACCUGUUUUGAACUUGAAUAAAUAGGAAUGUGGACUUAGGGCCCUUCCACACAGCUACAUAACCCAAAAUAUCAAGGCAGAAAAUCCCACAAUACCUGUUUUGAACUUGAAUAAAUAGGAAUGUGGACUUUGGGCCCUUCCACACAGCCGCAAUGUGGAUUUAGGGCCCAUCCACACAGCCACAUAACCCUAAAUAUCAAGGCUGAAAAUCCCACAAUGCUUUGAACUGGAAUAAAUAGUAAUGUGGACUUUGGGCCCUUCCAUACAGCUGCAAUGUAGACUUAGGGCCCAUCCACACAGCCACAUAACCCUAAAUAUCAAGGCUGAAAAUCCCACAGUAUCUGCUUUGAACUGGAAUAUAUAGCAACGUGGACUUUGGACCCUUCCACACAGCCACAUAACUCAGAAUAUCAAGGCAGAAAAGCCUUAACAGCGCGCCUUGCAAUCAUGCUGGCCACAUGACCUAGGAGGUGUCUACAGACAACACUGGCUCUUCGGCUUAGAAAUGGAGAUGAGCACCAACCCCUCCAGAGUUGGACACGACUGGGCUUAAUGUCAGGGGAAAACCUUUACCUUAAAAGCCCACAAUACCUGCUUUGAAUUGGAAUAUAUAGCAAUGUGGAUUUAGUACCCUUCCACACAGCCACAUAACCCAGAAUAUAAAGGCAGAAAAUCCCAAAAUGCCUGCUUUGAACUGGAAUAUAUAGCAAUGUGGACUUAAGACCCUUCCACACAGCCCUAUAUCCCAGAAUAUCAAGGCAGAAAAUCCCACAUUAUUUAAGCGUGGACUCAGAUAACCACUUCAAAGCAGAUAUUGUGGGAUUUUCUGCCUUGAUAUUCUGGGAUACAGGGCUGUGUGGAAAGGCCCUGGGUUAUCUGAAUCCACACUGCCAUAUAUUCCAGUUCAAAGCAGAUAUUGUGGGAUUUCGUGCCUUGAUAUUCUGGGAUAUAGGGCUGUGUGGAAGGGUCUUCCUGGCCCCUUCCGCACAGCUGAAUAAAAUCCCACAUUUUCUGCUUUGAACUGGGAUAUAUGGCAGUGUGGACUCAGAUAACCCAAUUCAAAGAUAUUGUGGGAUUUUCUGUCUUGAUAUUCUGGGUUAUAUAAUUGUGUGGAAGAGCCCCCAGACAGGUCCUAUAUCCCAGGACCUGAUCCCAGGUUUUCUGUUCAUCCCUUAUUAUCUGGAAGUGCUGACUCAUAUAAUCCAGUUUAAACCUGGAAUCCAAUCCUGGGAUAGAGGACCUGUCUGGAAGGGCCUUGGGUUCACACUGCCAUAUAUUCUAGGUCAAAGCAGACAAUGUGGGAUUUUAUUCAGCUGUGUGGAAGGGGCCAAAGUAACACAAAGUAGCACAGUUUCUGUUCCUGGGUUAUCAAUGUCUUUUCCUAAUUGGUCCUAUCAUAAAAACAUGGGGAAAGUUUAUCAAACUGUACAAACUUUGUUUUUACGAAACACCCUACAGCACAUUUGGCUUUAGGGCCCUUCCACACAGCCCUAUAUCCCAGAAUAUCAAGGCAGAAAAUCCCACAAUAUCUACUUUGAACUGGAAUAUAUGGCCGUGAGAAUUCAGAUAACCCAAUUCAAAGCAGAUAUUGUAGGAUUUUCUGCCUUGAUAUUGUGGGAUAUAGAGAUGUGUGAAAGUGCCCUAUGUCUUUCAAUGAAUAUCUCAUCCAGUCUCAAAAAUUCAACUAAGGGCUCUUCCACACAGGCAUAUAACCCAGAAUAUCAAGGCAGAAAAUCCCAUAGUAUCUGCUUUGAACUGGAAUAGCUGAGUCCACACUGCCAUGUCUUCCAGUUCAAAGCAGACAAUGUGUGAUUUUAUUCAGAUGUAUGGAAAGGGCCAUAGUUUGUGGCAGCCACAACAAUGACGUUUCUGGAGGAUAAGAACUAUUUUUUAAAAUAAAUACUGCACAAUCAAUCAGGAAAUAACCCUUUCAAACCAGGAACAGAAGUUGUUUUUUUUUGCAGAUUUUGCUAGUAGUGGAAUUGGUUUACAUUGGCCCACACUUGCUGGGGAUGUUUUUUUUUUUUUAGAAGUGCACCAAGGAAGCAGGAUCUACACUGCCAUAUAAUGCAGUUU
Molecule: messenger RNA, 4356 nt
Organism: Anolis sagrei ordinatus
Lineage: Eukaryota; Metazoa; Chordata; Lepidosauria; Squamata; Anolidae
Gene: EPOP
Product: elongin BC and polycomb repressive complex 2 associated protein
Source: RefSeq, a predicted model, not a curated record